Messenger RNA from Medicago truncatula (barrel medic), 754 nucleotides. RefSeq names its product oleosin. The record is from RefSeq and is a predicted model, not a curated record. The transcript has a single exon. The coding region runs from base 103 to 558 and encodes 151 amino acids. Lineage: Eukaryota; Viridiplantae; Streptophyta; Magnoliopsida; Fabales; Fabaceae. Gene Ontology annotation, cellular component: membrane; monolayer-surrounded lipid storage body. Gene Ontology annotation, biological process: lipid storage.
AAAACAACCCCACACCUGUCCCUUUAUUAUUAAAUUUCACUCUUCAUUCAUUAUUCACUUUUUCAUUUCAUUCUCUCUCAAACAAAUCACAUUUCCUUUCCAAUGGCUGAUCAUAACCAAACCUCACCCACAUUUCUAAGAAAGCUUCAAGACAAUCUCCACUCCCCAAACUCAACCCAGCUUGCAGGUCUCUUAACCCUACUCGUCACUGGAUCCAUUUUCCUCCUCCUUACCGGUCUAACUGUCGCCGCCACCGUCGUCUCCCUCAUCUUCUUCUCCCCAUUGAUCAUCGUUUCAAGCCCAAUAUGGGUCCCAGCUGGUACCUUUCUCUUCCUCCUUGCUGCUGGAUUCUUGUCCAUGUGUGGAUUUGGUGUUGUUGCUGUAGCUGCUUCCUCUUGGUUCUAUCGUUACUUUAGAGGUCUUCAUCCUCCCGGUUCGGACCGGGUUGAUUAUGCAAGGAACCGCCUUUAUGAUACUGCUUCUCAUGUUAAAGAUUAUGCAAGAGAAUAUGGUGGUUAUUUGCAGAGUAAGGUUAAGGAUGCAGCUCCUGGUGCUUGAUUGAACCAAACCGGUUCGGUUGGUUGGUUGGUUCACUAGCUUAUACUAUCAUAUAUUUAUAUUCAACCGGGUUUUUUUGUUUUGUUUUGUUUUGUUUAUUUUUAUAUAUGUAUGGUUCAAUAUUAAGUUAAGGUGUGUGUACGUAAUCAUAAUUGUUAGUGGAAUUAAGUUAUGUCAUCUUUAUAUUCUUUUGUUA